Molecule: messenger RNA, 1793 nt
Organism: Oncorhynchus kisutch (coho salmon)
Lineage: Eukaryota; Metazoa; Chordata; Actinopteri; Salmoniformes; Salmonidae
Product: myosin-6-like
Exons: 10
Coding region: 100-1263 (387 amino acids)
Cellular component (GO): myosin II complex; myosin filament; cytoplasm
Molecular function (GO): actin filament binding; microfilament motor activity; ATP binding
Source: RefSeq, a predicted model, not a curated record
UGAAGAUAACCUGAGAUCCCUCUCAUUUAUAAUUAUGUUGAACUUUUCUCCAUUAUAACAGAUACAACCAAGAAAGGAGGCAAGAAGAAGGGUGGUUCCAUGCAGACUGUGUCCUCCCAGUUCAGGGAGAACUUACAUAAGCUGAUGACCAACUUGAGGAGCACUCAUCCUCACUUUGUCCGCUGCCUGAUCCCCAACGAGUCAAAGACUCCAGGUCUGAUGGAGAACUUCCUGGUUAUCCACCAGCUCAGUUGUAAUGGUGUUCUGGAGGGGAUCAGGAUCUGCAGGAAGGGCUUCCCCAGUAGAAUCAUCUAUGCUGACUUCAAGCAGAGAGAUUCUGUCUUCACCAUCCAGUACAACAUCCGUUCAUUCAUGAAUGUGAAAACCUGGCCAUGGAUGAAGUUGUACUUCAAGAUCAAGCCCCUGCUGCAGAGCGCUGAGACUGAGAAGGAGCUGGCCAACAUGAAGGAGAACUAUGAGAAGAUGACUUCGGACUUGGCCAAGGCUCUGGCCAAGAAGAAGGAGUUGGAGGAGAAGAUGGUGGCCAUGGUGCAGGAGAAGAAUGACCUGGCGCUUCAAGUCGCAUCUGAUUCAGAGAAUCUGAACGAUGCUGAGGAAAGGUGUGAGGGGCUCAUCAAGAGCAAGAUCCAGCUGGAGGCCAAACUCAAAGAGACGACUGAGAGGCUGGAGGAUGAGGAGGAGAUGAAUGCUGAGUUGACUGCCAAGAAGAGGAAGCUGGAGGACGAAUGCUCUGAGCUGAAGAAGGACAUUGAUGACCUGGAGCUCACCUUGGCCAAAGUGGAGAAGGAGAAGCACGCCACUGAAAACAAGGUUAAAAACCUGACAGAGGAGAUGGCGUCUAUGGAUGAGAGUGUUGCCAAGCUGACCAAGGAGAAGAAAGCCCUCCAAGAGGCCCACCAGCAGACACUGGACGACCUGCAGGCAGAGGAGGACAAAGUCAACACUCUGACCAAGGCCAAGACCAAGCUGGAACAGCAAGUGGGCGACCUUGAGGGUUCUCUGGAGCAAGAGAAGAAGCUCCGUAUGGACCUUGAGAGAGCCAAGAGAAAGCUGGAGGGAGAUCUGAAACUGGCCCAGGAGUCCAUAAUGGACCUGGAGAAUGACAAGCAGCAGUCUGAUGAGAAAAUCAAGAAGAAGGAGUUUGAGACCACCCAGCUCCUCAGCAAGAUAGAGGAUGAGCAGUCUCUGGGAGCUCAGCUGCAGAAGAAGAUCAAGGAACUGCAGGUACAGUACAGGAUCUAAGCUCCAGUACAGGAAAAUAACUGACACAUUUCUUCUAGUAGCACAUAUUCUUCCUGGUGGAUUCUGAUGGCUCAGUAAGAUGGAACAUGGUGCUUCUUGCUGGUGCUUCUAAUCUGUGUAAAGAUGUUGCUUCUUACCGUUGUUAGUUUGGUUCCUGCAUGGAAACUGUCUAAUGAAUAUAUAGUAAAUAUGUUAGUGUAGCUGAGAGUCCGACAGUGUGGCUGAGCUCGGGGAGCAGAUCGACAACCUGCAGUGCGUCAAGCAGAAGCUGGAGAAGGAGAAGAGUGAGUACAAGAUGGAGAUUGAUGACCUCUCCAGCAACAUGGAGGCUGUCACCAAGGCUAAUGGCAAUCUGGAGAAGAUGUGCCGUACUCUUGAGGACCAGCUGAGCGAGCUCAAGACUAAGAAUGAUGAGAAUGCUCGCCAGGUCAAUGACAUCAGCGGACAGAGGGCCAGACUCCUUACAGAAAAUGGUGAGUUUGGCCGCCAGCUGGAGGAGAAGGAAGCCCUGGUGUCUCAGCUGACCAGAG